Molecule: messenger RNA, 1399 nt
Organism: Ilyonectria robusta
Lineage: Eukaryota; Fungi; Ascomycota; Sordariomycetes; Hypocreales; Nectriaceae
Exons: 2
Coding region: 65-1207 (380 amino acids)
Source: RefSeq, a predicted model, not a curated record
GGAAAGAAUCCAUUCUUCUUUUACUUUCAUCCAACGCUCAUCAAUAUUCCCCAGAAUCUUGAUCAUGUACGAUCCGCAAAAUAUCCUAUGGCCAACCCCAUACCCGCAGUGGGGGCCACCCACGGUCCCGGAAAUCUGCCCUGAAGAUCCGGACGCCUACGCAAUCCAGCAGAACCCCCGGCGGCCCAAAACAAAAACCCCUCAGCAGAUUCUCCCGCUGAUCGCCUCAAUUCAUUCCUCGGCCGUCCAACCUCAACUCGAAAGCCCGUUAUUCCGGUUGCCUCUUGAGAUCCGUUAUGCGAUCUGGGCAUUGGUCACAGCUACUCAUCGCGACCCUGAUCGCCCCUACGACCGUCGAGGUCAUCUAUGGCGUCCCGACAAUACGGGUCCCUACCGUGUUCAUACACAAUUGCUCCGGACCUGCCGCGCUGUGUAUUCAGAGGCAUGGGACCUCCCACUGAAGCAGACUACGUUGGUCAUCUUCGAGGGCUCCGAGUGCGACCGACCAAAGUGGAAAUGGUGGUACCAGAACAAGCCUGGGAUUGCUCUCUUUCACCUGCAGUCCUGGCAGCUGCUGCUGCUCCAGCGAAUCGAGAUGACCUUUCAGCAGAUAAGACUGGACGGCGGUGGUGUUGGCGACUGGAUCCAAAAGUUCGCCAAGGCCAGGUCAUUGGCUACUGAGAACAUGGCACAACUUGCUCAGGAGAAAGAGACCAGCGUCCGGCAGGAUAUCAUUGACAGCAUCUUGGCAAGGCCGGUAUGCGAUAUAACGGUCAAGCUGAAUCCCCGUGACUGGUGGACUUGGACCGACGAACCACCCGUACUUAGUGAGGAACCAGGCGCAGCAGUCCGAGCCGAAAAACCGGGCCUCUGUCUAAGUGUCUUGAUCCCACCAGCAUGGACCGAACUUGCGGGGCUCUUCCGAAACGACUUCGUCUUUACACUCGUGCUUCAGACUUUUGGCGCCAAGCGGGCGCAGCUUGAACGUGUCGUAAACCUCGCCAAGGAGUGGCGAUUUCAAGCACCGCUUGGGACCGACGGUGGCAGCAGAAGGGAAAUGGUAUGGGAUGGGCUGGUUAGAGACGAAGGCUGGGAGCGCGAGCUGCCAGAGACAUUGGCGUGGAUGAGAAAGGAGCCGUGGAAGGAAGGGUCAAAGAAGGUCGAGGUGAUGAAGGUGAGGUAUGUUUUGAGAGACGUCUCCAAGUGAUACAUGCUUCAAGUUGAGAGAAACCAUGGAUUUUUUUUGAGCAUCUGCAAAGUUUAUUCGCGUCAAGUGAAGUAUCAAUAGACUUCCUCAUAGCUGCUUUCAGAGAUCUCAAAAUGUAGUGAGGGUCGUUUCGUCCCAGGAAAUGGCGUGUUCAUCACGAGUAGUCAAUUCUCUAGUUUGGCCACACCAACG